GCUCGGGGGCGGGGCUCCCCUAGGGGCGGCUCCCCCCCCCCCGCGAGGAAGUCUUUGCACUGAAAAGAAAGGGGAGCCGCCAGAAGAGCCCCCCCACUUCGCGGCUGGCCCGCCGCCUCUUCCUCGGGGGGGGGGGCUGGGAUGCGCCGCGUCGGGCUGGGGGGCCCCCCAUGGAGCGCAUGGAAGUGGAGCCCAGCGGGGCGGGGGGGGCCCUGCGGAGGUCCAACAGCGCCCCCCUCCUGCCGGGGUCCUGCGGGUAGGAGAGGGGGGUCCGCGGGGGGGGCAGGGGGGUCCCGGCGCAGCCCCUGACGCAACUCACCCCCCUUUCCUUCCUCGCAGGACCCCCCCGCGGAAGGAGGAGCCGGCCGGGCCCCCCCGGAGCCGCCGCAGCAGCGUCUGCCUGGACAGCGGGCUGGGGGUGAGCGCCCCCCCCCCAGCCGCAUUGCAAGAGGGGGCUCUGCGUGUGGGCCCCCCCCAAAUGAAAGCCCCGCUUGCAACGCUCAUUGCCCUUUCCCUUUUUCUCUUGCCAGGUUGAGGCCAUGAGCGAGACGCUCCCCAGAGUGGGGGGGCCCCCCAGCAGCAGGUGAGGCUUUUCUUUUAGGGGGUGCAAAAUGGGGGGGGACCUGGCCCCGCAGCUCCAGCUUCAGCUUGUCCUGCUUUUGCAGGGCGCCCCCCGGCGGCCUCCACGGCAGCAGCCCCGGCCCGGGGACCAGCUAUGGGGUGAGUGUGGGGCGCAGAGGAGAGCCGGGGAGGGAGGGGGUUCGCAGGGGCAGGGCCCCCCUAAUUGUUUCCCUCUCUCUCUCUCUCUCUCUCCCAGUUUUCCAGCCCCCCCAGUGCUGUGACCCCCCACGCCUGGCAUCUCCAGAGGUGGGUUGGAGGGGGGAGGAGAGGAUUGCAGGGGGUUGGGAUGGAUGACCCUGGGGUCCCACCUCUGCCACUGCAGGCUUCUCUAGGUGAACUGGCAUGACCUUUGCCCCCCCCUCUGCUCCCCUCUUCCAGGCGCCCCUCCUCCCCCAGCACAAGGACCCCCCCAAGGCUGGAAACCCUGAAGAGGAAAGGUAGAAGAAGAAAAGAAAAGGGGGAAACAUGGAAGAACGUGGGCAUUGCCGGUGGGAGGGGCCGCUCUCAUUGGUGGGCAAAAUGGGGGGGUACCUGGGAGGGGGCACAAGACUGAUUCUCUGCCCCUCACCCACAUCUCUGCUUCUCCUUGCAGGAGGACUGGACAUCGACUCCCCCCCGAAAAAGCUCUUUGUGGCGGGGGUCCCCCUCACGCCCCCAGCCCCAUAGCUGACCCCCCCAGGCGGCGGCAAAGGGCGCUCCAGCUCCAUUCCUUGUGUUGGGGGGUUCGCAUCAGGUUGUGCUCGGAGCUGGUCUUCGUUGGGGGGGGGGAUGCCCUCCAGCAGGAAAUAAGGAUGGGGGGGUCAGGAAAGAGGUGCAGCGGAUCCUUUAAUUAAAAAAAAGGCACCCAAGGAUUUGGGGGGGGGAGAGGCAGAGGUUUCAUUUAGUGGCUUAAUGGGAGGGUCAAUUUUGCAGGAGCCCCCCCAUGCUUUAAACUUCCCUCCCAACAUCCCCACACAAGGUGGGGGGCACCCUGGGAGUUUCUCAGGUGGGGAAGCCCAGGAGUGACUUUGUGGGUGGGGGGCAUAAGUGAUAUUCCCUGAGCUCAUUGGGACAAGGAUGUCCUUCCCCCCCAGCAAGAACUGUGUACCAAGAUGGACUGAAAGGGGUCUCUUAUCACAUCCCCCACCCUUCUGCUACCGAAUCAUGUACUGUAUAAACCAUGUUUUUCGGGGGGGGGGGGCAUUUGCAGGAUUAUUUUUCUAUUCUAUGUAUAUAUAUAUCAUUUGUACAUAUCUUCUAUAAAUAUAUAAUAUAUAUUUUUCUGUUAGGGAAUCGGGG
Podarcis lilfordi (Lilford's wall lizard) is the source of this 1899-nucleotide messenger RNA. The record is from the annotation of a GenBank genome assembly. NCBI's taxonomy places the organism in Eukaryota, Metazoa, Chordata, Lepidosauria, Squamata, Lacertidae.